GGGGUCGGUGCUCGAUCCCCCCCACCCCGCGGUAUCUGCCCAGCGAUGGAGCAGAGGCCGCGCUACAAAUGCCCCCCGGUUGGGGACCGAAUUCCUUAAUUGGGUUGUCAUUAAAAGUUCCCGGUGCCGAACGUUUGCUUUCGCUCUCGGAAGAGGCUGCGUUAACGAGAAACUCCUCCUGGAAGAGCUCGUUUCUGUGUUACGGCCGCGGGCCUCUUCUAAACAACCAAACCCUUGGCUCUCCAACUGAGGAUGGUCGUCCUUGCUGGAGCCUUCUGUUACAAACACUUUCCCCCACACAUCAAGGUCUCAGUGGAGUCCUGGUGAAACAACGCAUAAUUCAAGAUCCAGUCAGGCUUUGCAAUCUCUUAGGUAGCACUUACUAUUUUAGUACUUCAAGCUCUCAAGGGAGUAACCAGAAGAAUGGAGGAUUCAAAAAGAAAUCUCCACAGGAGGAAGAGGAGGAUGAGAAACGCAGGAAAAGGGAAAAUCAGAUGCAUCUUGAACGCUUACGGGCACUCCUCAUCAUAACUUUCAUAGUGCUGAUGUUUCGAUUCACGGUCAGCGACAGCAGAGAAGGGACCAACAUUUCCUGGAACUACUUUGUGAAUGAGAUGCUGGCAAAGGGAGAGGUCCAGAGAAUUGAAGUGGUGCCGGAGAGCGAUAUUGUGGAAAUUUAUCUGCACCCAGGAGGGACUCCGCAUGGACAAGUUAACGUUACCCUGUUGUACACAAUGCGGGUGGCAAACAUUGACAAAUUUGAAGAGAAGCUGAGAGCUGCGGAGGAUGAGCUGAAUAUUGAUGAGAGAGAGAGAAUCCCUGUUUCCUACAAACAUCCUGGAUUUUAUGGAAAUGAUAUCAUUUCCCUGAUAGUGACACUUGUGGCUGUGUCCAUGUUGUGGAGCAUCUUCCGCCUUAUUAGGGUUGCAGGCCGGGUAGGAGGAUUCAACGCCUUUAACCAGUUGAAAAUGGCUCGUUUCACCAUUGUGGAUGGGAAAUCUGGAAAAGGGAUUAGCUUCAAGGAUGUAGCGGGAAUGCAUGAGGCGAAAAUGGAAGUCAAAGAAUUUGUGGACUAUUUAAAGAAUCCCGAACGCUACCUUCAGCUUGGGGCUAAAGUGCCCAAGGGUGCCUUGUUACUUGGACCACCAGGCUGUGGGAAGACGUUGCUGGCGAAGGCUGUGGCUACAGAAGCGCAAGUGCCGUUUUUGGCCAUGGCGGGCUCUGAGUUUGUGGAGGUGAUAGGAGGUCUUGGAGCUGCCAGAGUUCGGAGCCUCUUCAGAGAAGCCCAGGCUCGUGCACCUUGCAUCGUGUACAUUGAUGAAAUCGAUGCUGUGGGCAAGAAGCGCUCCACCAAUAUAUCUGGUUUUGCCAAUGCUGAGGAGGAGCAGACCUUAAACCAGCUGCUGGUGGAAAUGGACGGAAUGGGGACGACAGAUCAUGUCAUAGUGCUGGCUUCCACCAACCGUGCCGAUGUCUUGGAUAACGCCUUGAUGAGACCUGGGAGGCUUGACAGGCACAUCUUUAUUGAUCUUCCAACACUCCAGGAGAGAAGAGAGAUCUUUGAGCAGCACCUGAAGGGUCUCAAACUGAUCCAAGACGCCAACUUCUACUCUCAGCACCUUGCUGAACUGACUCCGGGCUUCAGCGGAGCCGACAUAGCAAAUAUAUGUAACGAAGCUGCUCUUCAUGCCGCUAGAGAAGGUCACAAAUCCAUUGAUACUUUCAACUUCGAGUAUGCUGUGGAAAGAGUCAUUGCAGGCACUGCUAAAAGAAGUAAGAUCUUGUCACCAGAAGAGAGGAAGGUGGUAGCGUUUCAUGAAUCGGGUCAUGCAUUGGUUGGCUGGCUGCUGGAGCACACCGAGGCUGUGAUGAAGGUUUCCAUAGCCCCUCGAACAAAUGCAGCUCUCGGAUUCGCUCAAAUCCUUCCGAGAGAGCAGUACCUCUUCACCAAGGAACAGCUGCUGGAGAGGAUGUGCAUGGCGCUGGGGGGGAGAGUGUCCGAGGCCAUCACCUUUAACAAAGUCACUACAGGAGCACAGGAUGACCUGAAGAAGGUGACCAAGAUAGCCUACUCCAUGGUGAAGCAGUACGGGAUGGUGCAAAUUGGUCGGCGCCCUUUCAGCCAGGGACUUCAGCAAAUGAUGGACCACGAAGCAAAAGUCCUGGUGGCUCAGGCUUACAGGCGCACAGAACAACUCUUAUUGGAGAACCGGGACAAGCUGCAAACACUGUCUAAUGCCCUCCUGGAGAAAGAAGUGAUAAAUUAUGAUGACAUUGAAGCUUUGAUUGGGCCUCCACCCUAUGGGCCAAAGAAAAUGAUAGCGCCUCAGAGCUGGCUUCAAGCAGAGAGAGACAAGCAGGACACAAGAGAUGAAGAAAUGCCCCAGCAGCCACCGAACCACGAGGAGGAGGAAGAACCACACCUGAGACCAGUAUGAAGCCCCCUCCUGAUAUGCAACGGGAGGACUCCAGAGGCUUCUUUUGGACACAGACCCUUUCCCUUUUCAGCUCCAGAAUCAAAGAUACUGAGCAGGGAAUCUCUGUGCCGCUGUUAUCCAAAAGUUGAGGGACGGCUACGUUGGCUCUUUUAACGAGCUUUUCCCUGCAGGAAGGAGGACUCCUUAGGAUUUUGAAAUUGAUUCUCAGCAGGCUAGUAGUGAUUAGGAGUUGGGUAAGUCUAAUCUCCUGGAAAGAUUUCUUGUACACAGGAGCGUUGUACAUGUUCUUAAGGGUGAAAGAUUGUGCGGAGUCCUUGUAAGCCACCUCUCGCUGUGGCGUGGCAGGAGCGCGGGUCAGUGUAGUCAAACCCCUGCAAGACUCCGCGUUGGCUACGGUGCUGUAGCUCUUGUGCGACUCCGCUGUAACCUUUGAUCAUCUCUGCUGCUGAACAUAAAAUAGAAACCAAAAAAACCCAGACUCUCCUGGAAUAAACUGUCCAUAGUGUCUGCUGUGUUUAGAGUAUGUUGAGAUGCGGGUAUGUGUUCUGGUGCAUACAGAGCUUUGUUACAGCUAUGGAGUUGUACAGGACAAGGGCUUUCUUCUCCCUGGCCAACAACUUACAUUCUGUUUUUAUAGCAAGCGCCUCGCCUUGAGGAAAACCUGUGUGCAGAACCCAACAUCACCCCGCAGUGUGAUGCUAGCAUUGCAGCGAGUGGCUCAGAGUCACACGUUGGAAGAGUGUUCGGCGGCACUGCUGGUUCAGAGCCGGAGAGGUGCCCUCAGGAACCCGAGCAAAAGCGGCUGUGUCCGUUGGGAAGCCGCAGUAAAAAGCUGGCAGUUCCUCCGGCUCUGUCCUCGUGGCUCUUGCAAAACAACCUGGGAUGACACCGGUUGUCUGCCAUUCAUCAGGGAAAGCAUUAAAAUGAUAGUUGGUGCCUGGCGUGCUCUGGCUGGGUUAAUCUUUUAGGAAGGAUUAUUGUCUUGAGUUACUCCGUGAGGAUCGUCUGUGACCUGAAACACCCCAGCCCAAGCCCACUCUCUGACAGCUUUGAACCCUCGGGCCUCGAUCGUGGUCCCCAGGCUCCUCUUCAGGCUGGAGUGGAGAGCCCCAUUUUCCACAAGGAUGUGGGGGGACGAUGUUCUGCGGGGCGUCCUCUCCCUGUCCCAGCACAGAGCCACCUGCCUACAGGGAGCCCCAAGCCUUCCCUGGGGUAUCGCUCGUUGUCAUCCCCGUGGUGGUGGUGAUUUCCCUUGGUUUUGGGGGGAGAAAUGGUUUUCUAAAUUUGCAAUGCUACUGUGCCUGUAUUUCGUUAUUCCAAACCUGUUUGCUUCUUUGCAAGUUCAUUCUUUGGAUUCAGUUUUCCACCAGCAGGUUGAAAUUUCAAGUGU
Egretta garzetta (little egret) is the source of this 3828-nucleotide messenger RNA. It is a transcript of the gene SPG7, whose product is annotated as SPG7 matrix AAA peptidase subunit, paraplegin. Lineage: Eukaryota; Metazoa; Chordata; Aves; Pelecaniformes; Ardeidae. The record is from RefSeq and is a predicted model, not a curated record. Gene Ontology annotation, biological process: protein-containing complex assembly; mitochondrial protein processing. Gene Ontology annotation, molecular function: ATP-dependent peptidase activity; metalloendopeptidase activity; ATP hydrolysis activity. Gene Ontology annotation, cellular component: m-AAA complex; membrane.